Molecule: messenger RNA, 1366 nt
Organism: Penaeus chinensis
Lineage: Eukaryota; Metazoa; Arthropoda; Malacostraca; Decapoda; Penaeidae
Exons: 7
Coding region: 212-1339 (375 amino acids)
Source: RefSeq, a predicted model, not a curated record
UACAGCACAUUCCCAAUUAACGGCCUUUUACAAAGCUGUCAGUCGGGCAUGGGCUGAGCGUCCCUGGCGUUUCACAGCAAGAGAUCCGCGGCAAAGUGUUCAAACGGCUGAUGUUGCAACAAAGGACUUUUUCGCGUUUCACUCUCUGGCUGCCCGACGAUCUGACGCAAAUAACAAAGGAAAGCCGACGGAGAGAGGAAACCUAUUGAAAAUGUUUUCGAUUCUGCUGAUAGCAUUCGUUGUGACAGCGCUCGGCAACGGCGAGGAAAGGGAAGGUGUGGCAUUUAUCAUAGGGAAGCGCAUUGCGUUCCUCGCCAUAGCUCCGACGGAAAAGUAUAUAGACAUGGACGCCACGUUUCACUUGGUGUCCGGGAAGGAUAGUUACAAAUUCGAGUUCAAAUUCCGAUUCAGCGAUUUUCAGUUCACCGCCUCAGUCUCGGUGAAUGAAACCAGACAACUGACAUCACCAGACAGUGGAAUCGAGUGCAAGAAACUGUUGCUCGAGAUAACACUACUGGAACCCCAAGUAGUUCUUCUAUCUCUCUGUUGCCCGCGCAAAUUGGUCUUCUGGAAAUAUCUAUGUGUACAAACCCCGAAGAUGAAUUCUAUCAGCGAGAUGAGGUGGAAAUUCGACAAUAUUUACCGGAAAAGGUUGAAAGUGAUGGCGGCCUCGGUUGCCGGCGAAGGAUCUUCGGAAAUAAUCCUGAAGACAGGAAAUGUCGAGCAAAUUCUCAAUUCCACAAUAACGACGAACGUCAAGAACAGCCUUGAAAUACAAGAAUCUCUACAGGGUGAAGUGUCUCCUGAAAGUAACGGGUGCGUGAGUUUCCACUUCCGAGAGGAUAGCGUCUGUGAUGUCAGGAGGGAUGAUGAUUGUAAAGUGCUUGCUGAGAUAAUUACAAAGGACGUUGCAAAGUAUGGUUUUGGGCAGCAACGCUGGCUCUACCUCUUGACCUUGCUCCCCGUCGGCUUCAUCAUCCUAGCAUAUCUCUACCCCAAGGGUUACUUCAAGCCCUGCGUCCCCUAUUGCUUGGGUCACCGCAGCAGCUCCCCUGAAUGCGAGGGAACUCACAGCAACUCCGCCUACUCCUCCUUCGAGGGCCUCCAGAGCACCGACUUGCCUCGUCCUCAAGAGCCUGCCUUUCCUCACGGGAGUCUCCCUAGCGCUGACAGAGAGAGCAGGGAGAGCAUCAAUAGCGACUAUUUCAGAAUGAGCGACUUGGCCAGAUCCCCCGAGGCUCCGGCUGCUGGCGACUGCGAGGGUGACGCUGACUAUUCGCGCCUGCAGCACAUCACGAGGGUCCCUGUCUUGGAAGGGCACUAUGACAGCUGCUUGUAGAGGAGCCCCUGGGGGUGGAGUUCCUGC